Molecule: messenger RNA, 417 nt
Organism: Sparassis crispa
Lineage: Eukaryota; Fungi; Basidiomycota; Agaricomycetes; Polyporales; Sparassidaceae
Product: Histone H3.2
Exons: 4
Coding region: 1-417 (138 amino acids)
Cellular component (GO): nucleosome
Molecular function (GO): DNA binding; protein heterodimerization activity; structural constituent of chromatin
Source: RefSeq, a predicted model, not a curated record
AUGGCUCGUACCAAACAAACCGCUCGUAAGUCUACUGGAGGCAAAGCCCCUCGUAAGCAGCUUGCCUCGAAGGCUGCCCGUAAGACGGCCCCGGCCACUGCCGCUGGUGGUGUGAAGAAGCCUCACCGCUUCCGCCCUGGAACGGUCGCACUGCGAGAGAUCAGGCGUUACCAGAAGUCGACGGAGCUCCUGAUUCGCAAGCUCCCCUUCCAGCGGCUCGUUCGUGAGAUUGCUCAGGAUUUCAAGACCGAUCUGCGCUUCCAGUCAUCGGCCGUCAUGGCUCUCCAGGAGGCUGCGGAGGCAUAUCUCGUGUCGCUCUUCGAGGACACUAAUUCUGCUGCCAUCCACGCUAAGCGCGUCACUAUUCAACCGAAGGAUCUGGCGUUGGCGCGUCGUCUCCGUGGCGAACGGGGUUAA